Dinoponera quadriceps is the source of this 1878-nucleotide messenger RNA. RefSeq names its product glucose dehydrogenase [FAD, quinone]. Gene Ontology annotation, molecular function: flavin adenine dinucleotide binding; oxidoreductase activity, acting on CH-OH group of donors. The record is from RefSeq and is a predicted model, not a curated record. The transcript has a single exon. Lineage: Eukaryota; Metazoa; Arthropoda; Insecta; Hymenoptera; Formicidae. Bases 1 to 1878 code for a protein of 625 amino acids.
AUGGUCUUUAGCACGAUAGUGGUGACGUCCGCCUUGAAAGGCGCCAUCGGUCUGGUGGGCACGGGUUUGUGGCUCGUGCCAUUGUUGAUAGCGGGUCUUUCUUACUACCGGUACGAUCAGCUCGAUCCCGAGAGUCGACCGAUCGACAGGUACCCUCUGUACGCGGAGUACGAUUUCGUGGUGGUCGGCGGCGGCUCGGCCGGGGCGGUAGUCGCCAAUCGACUGUCGGAAAUACCAAAGUGGAAUGUGCUGCUGUUGGAAGCCGGCCCGGACGAGAACGAGAUCACGGAUGUGCCGUCUUUGGCGGCAUACCUGCAGCUGACGAAGCUCGAUUGGAAAUAUAAGACGGAGCCCACGGGUAAGGCGUGUCUAGCCAUGAAAAACGGCCGUUGUAACUGGCCGCGAGGCAAAGUCCUUGGCGGCAGCAGCGUGCUCAACUACAUGCUUUACGUUCGCGGAAACGCCCACGACUACGACCAUUGGGAGUCAUUAGGCAAUCCCGGCUGGGGAUACGACGAGGUUCUGUACUACUUCAAAAAGUCGGAGGACAAUCGCAACCCGUAUCUACAGAAAAGCCCUUAUCACGGUACCGGCGGCUUCUUGACGGUCCAAGAGUCGCCGUGGAGAACGCCCUUGGUAGUAGCCUUCGUCCAAGCCGGUGUAGAAAUGGGGUACGAGAACCGAGAUAUCAAUGGGGGACGACAAACAGGUUUCAUGAUAUCUCAAGGAACUAUUCGCAGAGGUAGUAGGUGUUCCACCGCAAAAGCAUUCCUGCGGCCUAUCCGGUUGCGUAAGAAUAUUCACACGGCUAUGAACAGUCACGUGACCAAGGUUAUAAUCGACCCGUUGACAAUGAAGGCUGUUGGAGUCGAAUUCAUUAGAGACGGCCACAGGCAGAUAAUUCGGGCGCGAAAGGAGGUCAUAUUAUCAGCGGGCGCGAUCAACAGUCCUCAGAUUUUGAUGCUCUCGGGCAUCGGACCGAAGGAGCACCUGAGACACAUUGGCAUUUCGGUCGUCAAAGAUCUCCGGGUCGGCGACAAUCUGCAAGACCACGUGGGUAUGGGCGGUUUGACCUUUCUAAUUGACAAACCGGUCGCCAUAGUUCAAGAUCGCUUCCAGGCGACCCCGGUGACGAUGCAUUACGUGGUAAACGGCAGAGGCCCCAUGACGACCUUGGGCGGCGUCGAAGGUUACGCUUUCGUCAACACGAAAUUUGCCAAUAAAUCCAUCGACUACCCGGACAUACAGUUCCACAUGGCGCCGGCCUCUAUCAAUUCCGACGCGGGUAUACAAGUACGGAAGGUAUUGGGGCUGACGGACGAAGUGUACAAUACUGUGUACAGGCCGAUCGCCAAUAAAGACGCCUGGACUAUCAUGCCUUUGCUGCUGAGGCCCAGGUCCCGAGGUACCGUACGACUACGAAGCUCCAAUCCUUUUCACAGCCCCGUCAUCAACGCGAAUUACUUCUCCGACCCUGUGGACAUCGCCGUUCUGGUCGAAGGUGCGAAGCUCGCAAUCCAAGUGAGCGAAGCGAAGGUCUUUAAGCAAUUCGGCUCGAGGCUCUAUCGCGUCAAACUGCCCGGCUGCAAACACCUCAAGUUUGGCUCCGACGCCUACUGGGAAUGCCAUAUUAGACACAUCUCCAUGACGAUCUACCAUCCCGUAGGUACCGCCAAGUUAGGCCCGUCAACGGAUCCCACCGCCGUGGUGGACUCGAGAUUAAGAGUCCAUGGUAUCGCAGGUCUUCGGGUCAUUGACGCAUCUAUCAUGCCGACAAUCAGCAGCGGGAACACGAACGCUCCCGUCAUUAUGAUCGGCGAGAAAGGUGCCGAUCUUAUCAAGCAGGACUGGCUGGCCGUCGCCAAUAGCCGAUCGUGA